AUGGCGACGUGGGCAUACGUGCUGUACUUCGGGGCCGGCCCCUGGCAGGUUUGGCACCAGAGGCUGGUGCUGGGGCAGGUGGCGCUAUCGGCUGGUAGCCUCUUCGUGAUCGCCACCCCCGACCGGCACGUGUACGCGGAGGACUACAGUGCAGGGUCAGCCGACGUCGCGGCCGUGAGGUGGGCGGCGGCCUUCAACGUGCUGCCGGACGGCAUCCCCCCCGGGGACGUCUACCGCUUCUGGGCGGAGCCGACGGUGGCGCAGCGGGCCGCCUUCCUCGCCGCGGCGGUGCCCGAGGCGGCAGGCGAGUGCGCCGGGCUGGCCGCGGCCCAUGGGGCGUGGCGGCCCCGGCGGUGGACGCCCACUGCCUGCUGCCGGUCCCGGUGGGCGGACCCGCGGCCGACGCAGGGGUGGCCGCUGCGGGCGCGCCCGCUGCUCUCGGAGCCGCGGCGCCCGCGCGGGGUCGUGGCUGUUGGCGCGGCGGACGGACGUGGUGCUGCUCGCUGGGUCGCCGCCGAGUGCUUCGGCGGCUUCCGCGUGGGGGACGACGUGGCCCACCAGGCCGGAGCGGGCGCCAUCGGGGACAAGGACAUCCACCGACUGGCGGACGGCUCGGGCCUCUUCGUGCAGUACUUGCGGCCGGGCGAUGAGCAGGAGUUCUUCGACCGCAUCGUGGCCAGCGACGCCCGCAUCCUCCCGGUGCGCCGCAACAGGCUUGGGCGGCGGGAGCGCACGUGGGCGGACAUGUGUGCCGCGGUGACAAAGGAGGAUUUCGGCAAGGACUGGACGCUCGGUGGCGUCCGGACGGCGGGCUGGUGCCUGGAGCACAUCAACUCGGAGGGCGGCAGCUUGGACGCUCACCACGACCGAUUUCGAUCGCUGUGCCGCCUGGAGCCCAACGCCUGGGGGGUGGCCGAGCACCUCCACCUCACGGCGGCGGUGAAGGCCGGCCUCCUCGUCGACCAGCUCGACGGCACGAACCUCGUCAUGGUGGAGAUGCUGCUGAGGAGGAUGCAAACUAUUGAAUUCGCCCACCUCGAGCGGGCGAAGGAGGCCGAGUCAAAAGGGUACAGUGGCCGCCUCAGCCUUGAGGAGCAGCAGGCGUUCUCGGGGCUCAGCCGUGGCUCGGGGCAGCUCAUGAUUUGUCCGGAGCUCCUCGAUGUGGUUCGUGUCGACGUUGAUCGGGAGGCGCAGCUCAACAAGGCCCUGCGCAAGGGGCGCGAGGAGCGAGAUGCCGCCCGCAAGAAGGGCGGGGGCGACAAGUCGUGA
Molecule: messenger RNA, 1269 nt
Organism: Prorocentrum cordatum
Lineage: Eukaryota; Dinophyceae; Prorocentrales; Prorocentraceae
Source: the annotation of a GenBank genome assembly